AUGACGAUCCGGCAGGAGUUCCGGAGGCUCCUCGGGGGCUGCGGCCCCGACCAGGUGAAGGUCGACGAGCCGGGCGACGCAUGCAGGGCCCGCCACUGCUCCUCCAAGGAGAUCCUGGGGGACCCGCUCCAGCGGGAGAUCUCCGAGGUGGAGGCCCUCGAGGCCCUCCUCGCGUCCGUGGAGGACUGCGCGGUCGGGGUGCUGAGCGCCCUGGGCUCGCUGCAGCUGGCGACGCGGCCCCUGCAGGAGCGGCUGCAGGCGAUGGCCCGCGGCGGCGCCCCCCUCGCCGAGGAGCUCGCGCAGGCGCUCCUGGCGUGCUCCGGCCAGCUCCUCGCGGGCGCGCCGCACCUGGAGGCGACGAGGGGCCACGCCGCGGAGGCGCGCGGCCGCCUCGCGGCGGCGGAGGAGGCCAUCGCUGCCAGGCGCGAGGCGUACUGCGAGAAAGGCCGCUGCGACGCGCUUUACGCCGAGCUGCGGCUGCCUGAAGCGCGGUUCACGCUGGAGGAGAAGCAGGCGAGAAUGCGGGAGAGGCACCUGGCCGGCAGGAGCUUCGAGCAGCAGACCGAGGAGGCCGCGGGGCGCAUCGAGGGGGUGCUCUCUCAGCGGCGGGCCACCACCGCGCUGGUGCUCUCGGACCUUUGCUGCGCCUUCGGCGCCAUGUUCGAGGGGUCCAUCGGAGGGGGGCCAGCGGAGACAGCGGCGGGGCUCCCGCGCCGGCGGGCCCAGCCGAAGCCGAAGCCCUCCAGGAGGGCCGCCGCCGUCUCGACGGGCCCCCCUUCGACCCGCGCCCUCGGCAGCGGCGUGCCCGACCUCCUGUCCGCCUGGGCGCGCCUGGUGCCCCCGCUGCAGUCCGUGUUGGCGCGGGCGCGCGGGCGCGGCGCGGGGCACGCCGAGGGGGCGCCCAGCGGCGCGGACGCGCCGGAGGCGGUGCGGCCCUGGCUCGCGGAGGCUCGGCUCCUGGAGGAGACCGAGCCCGCCGCCUCGUACUACUGCCGGGUGCACGCCGUGGCAGUGCUCGCGAGGGAGAAGACCGCCGGGAGGUCCACGGCCGCCUCCGAGGAGCUGUUGCUGAGCUCGAGCGCGCCGAGGCCCAGAGGGCGCGCCAUGGGGACGUCGCGCGGUGGCCCGGCACCAUGCAGGCCUUCGCAGACGGCCUUUUCGAGGCGGCCAUCGCGCGCGACCGCGGCGGCGCAGACGCGGACCCGCUGGGCGCAGCGGAGGCGCUGGCGAGGGCGGCCCUGCACCUGGAGGCCCUGUCGCAGCUGCCCGAGGGCAGCCCGCUGGCGCCCCGCCACCACGAGAGGCUGGCGUACGCGCGGGAGAGGGCGGAGCACCUCCGCGGGUGCGCCGCCGCCGCCGCGCGGCCCUCCCCGUGCGGGUGGGGCGCCUCGGCUCCUCCCGCGCCAGCGGAGGCGCCGAGGCCGGCGCCGGCGCUGGGGAGGCGGCCUGCACCGAGGCCGCCGACGCCGCCGACGCCAAGGGGCCUUGGGAGCCUCGGCCCGGCGACGAGGUGGACGUGUGGAGCAGCAGCAGGAUGGAGUGGCUGCCUGGCCAAGUUCUCGAGGUCUUCGAUAAGGACGGCAUUUUCGAGGGCUACUCGGUAUCUGCGGGCCAGGUGAAGGUAUUGUCGAGUGCGGGCCUGAAGUUUGUACCGCUGGGGCAGGUUCACGAAGUAUUGCGGCGGCGGCAGCAAGCGGCGUGCCUCCUGGAAACGAACGAAGUGCGCUUCUAGUGAGCUUGCCUCCGGCUUUCACCCUUUGAAUCUGCAUUUUGUCUCCGCUUUCUCGCCGCUGCUGACGGGCUUGCAUGGAGCCCUUCGUCAGCAGAAGCUGGUUCGAUGGCUGAGAUACGCUACGCUGCGCUUGGCCAAUGCGUCCAGAAGGGCGCGUCUCUGCUAGGUAGUGCGAAUUCAUUGCGUAGGGCCCGAUCUGCGCCCCUCCGCAGACUUACGUCUGCGACACAGUCACAGCAGAUGAAGGGCCAACUUACCAAGAGCUCUCUGAUGCGCGCGCCGCCGUGCCAUCCGCGAGCCGAUAGGGCACUGCAUGCAUUGGCAUUACAUCAAGAGAGAUUCUCAGUACAGUGGGACACGCUGAGGUCGUGAGUCCCUAGUUUCUCUCCUGCAUCUGCCUCCCAAGCUCCCGCUCUUGUCGAUGGUCGACAUUCGGCUAGGGCUUGAUUGGCCUCUUCAGUUCGGCCUUCCAAAGCGGAGACCUUCAGCACACGCUUCCUCCGAACAGCCCUUAGAGGCUCCGCGGCCGUGCAGAGUACAGUCAUCGCGAUCUUCUUAAUCAAGAGAUUGUUUUGUUCAUCGUCCUCUAGGUAUAUGGCCACAGCGAACGCGGUCCUCCUGCGGGCACUGCGAGGGAUUCUCCCCCUCCCCCGUGCUCUAAAUCCCACCAGA
Molecule: messenger RNA, 2404 nt
Organism: Prorocentrum cordatum
Lineage: Eukaryota; Dinophyceae; Prorocentrales; Prorocentraceae
Source: the annotation of a GenBank genome assembly